Molecule: messenger RNA, 1123 nt
Organism: Helianthus annuus (common sunflower)
Lineage: Eukaryota; Viridiplantae; Streptophyta; Magnoliopsida; Asterales; Asteraceae
Product: MADS-box protein SVP
Exons: 9
Coding region: 158-862 (234 amino acids)
Biological process (GO): positive regulation of transcription by RNA polymerase II
Cellular component (GO): nucleus
Molecular function (GO): RNA polymerase II cis-regulatory region sequence-specific DNA binding; protein dimerization activity; DNA-binding transcription factor activity, RNA polymerase II-specific
Source: RefSeq, a predicted model, not a curated record
UCUCUUAUUUGCUGUCAAAUCCAAACACACACUCGCACUGUUUUUUUAUAUUAGUAUAUAUUUUUUUCUCUCUCUCUUAUUUGCUGUCAAAGUCUAUUUGGUACAUCUUCACUGUUUUCUUCAAAAAAAAACCCAUCCUCCUCCUUCCAGAAAAGAAAUGGCGAGAGAGAAGAUAAAAAUAAGGAAGAUAGAUAAUAUAACAGCAAGACAGGUGACUUUUUCCAAGAGAAGAAGAGGGCUUCUGAAGAAAGCUGAAGAGCUCGCCGUGCUUUGUGAUGCCGAUGUCGCUUUGGUCAUCUUCUCAGCAACCGGAAAACUGUUUGAGUAUGCAAGUUCAAGCAUGCCAGAGUUGCUAGAAAAAUAUAAGCUUCAUUCAAAUAAUAACGUCGUAGAUAAAGUUGACGAUUCACUGAACCUGCAGCUCCAGGAGAGUGAUCAGACAAGGAUGGGAAAAGAGUUGCUUGACAAGAAUCGCGAACUAAGUCAACUACGCGGUGAGGAUCUUCAUGGACUUACUCUAGAGGAACUUCAGAGGUUGGAGACACUGCUGGAAGGAGGGCUUAAUCGUGUGAUUCGAACAAAGGAUGAACGGAUUUCAAACGAGAUAUCGACUCUUCAACAAAAGGGUUUUCGGUUGAUGGAAGAGAACAAGCACUUGAAACAACAAAUGCUGACUUUGACUUCAAAUGGCAAGAGGCCACGGACAAGGGGUGUUGAGUUGGAUAAUGUGGCAACUAACCCUGAUGAUCAAGGGCAGUCGUCGGAUUCUGUCACUACUAACGUAUGCAGCUGCAGCAGUGGACCUCCUCCCGAGGAUGAUUGUUCUGAUACUGCUCUCAAACUAGCGUUACCGUUUAACUAAAUUGAUAAAACCGCCAUGGAAGACAAUGAAUGAGGUUGAUGGAGAGCAGGGAAUGGUGGUGGUUUGAUUUGAACCCAAAUAAGUGUUGUAUCGGCUGAAAUGUUUAAAUGACAUUCUGAAAAACAAAAAAACACAGACUUUGUAACGUGUGUUAUGAUGGAUUCAUGUGUAGUUAUUUAUUUAAUUGCAAUUUUGCACUAAAAUUGCUGUUUGUUGAAAAUAAUCCAAACAAAGUGUUUAAUUCUAUUCUAUUGUUGACAA